UUGUGCCUCGCCCCCUCGUCCAGCACCUUGUGGGCUCGGGCGGAAUUGUGGGAUAUUAAAGUCCUCCGGCGGCGCGGUGCCGCAAUGUAUCCCAAAGAGAAGCGGCUGAUCGCGCUCGUCUCUGUGGCGAUCCUCGGACUAGCCCUCUACUUUAUAUCGACGUUUCUUUACAUCUUGUUUAUUAUCGGGGUUGCAUGUGCAGCUUUAUUCUGUCAAACUAACGGUCUGUCCCAACAAAGCAGACUAGGCCAUCAUCCUCGGCCUCACCUAAUAAUCCCCCCGGCUAUCAGGCGCUGGUUCCCCGGGAAACCUGCAAACGGUGUUUCUUCUCCAGGAAAGGCUAGCAAUAGGGGCACUCGUGGUCGUUUCUUUGGAGAUUCCUGGCAGUCGGUGGUGUACAGUGGGGACAGGCGUUGGGAGAGGAGGAAGGAGGCAGAACGAGACGAAAGCAGCGGGUCAUUGUUGUUCAGCCCCCGGGAUUUACUGAUGGGGAGUUACCUUGCAAAGCCUGAAAGCCCCUCGGCUGCCGGAGCUCAUGGGAGGCCCAUCGGAGGGACACGCGAGCUUCGGGAGAGGCUGGCUCGGCCGAACCACAUCGUGCAGUCCCCGAACAAGAGGCUGUCAUUCGGGGAGUCUAUGAAUGCAUCCCACAGGUUCAAUGUGACCCCACAGCGGUGCUACCCCAUCCAGCAGACGGGGUACUCCUCCGUGGGCGUGCUGCCCUCUGUCCAGUGGGACGGCUAUUGCAAGAAAAACGUCCUGUCGUCCCGCAACUCCUCCAUGGUGCACAGCCCCGUGACGGUCAAGAUCGCCCGGCCGGACUCAGGCAGUGUUCGCUCGCCACUCUUUGAACACCUGCCCUCCCCAGUGGCUUCCCUGUCUCCAGUGGCGGCUGCUGGUUCUGCAGACCCGUGUUCAAAGGAGACGGUCCUGAGCGCGCUGAGAGAGAGCCGGAAGAGAGUGGCAGAUGAAGAGGAGGAGAGGUGCUAUUCUGCUGGACAAGACAAGAAAAGAAGGCGCCAUGACAGUAGUGGAAGCGCGCACUCUGCCUUCGAACCUCUGCUGGCCAACGGGGCUCCAUCCUUGCUGGUUCCCAAACCCGGGACCCUGAAGCGGAGUGCGAACUCCCUCGCCGUGGAGGACCCUUUAAUGAAAAGAUCCAGGACAUCCUCCAUCAGCUCCCUCAACUGCACUGCCCCCAGUGGAGUACCCGGCUCAGUGCGCAACUCCAUCCACAGCUCCUACAGCUCCACCCGGGGAAUCUCGCAGCUGAGGAAGAUUUCAGCCCUUAACAUGUCCCCCUUAUCCAGCCCAGGCUCAUCUCGAUCUCAGACUCCUGAAAGAUCACCCAAAAAACCCAGGGAAGAGAACAGCUAUCAUUCUAGCACCUCUACUCCAGUGAAGUCGGACCGGACACCCGAGCAACUCGCAAAGAAGCUGUCUCCGCUGCUGAACCAGACAGCCGCCUCCUCCUCCUGCUCCACCCCUCCCUCUGCAGGGGCCCAUGGGAAACGCAAGCGCAAGAUCCCCCUGGUGUCCAGCCGGAGGGCUGACCAGAUCACCCUGCCCCCACCACCCGAGCUUGGAUACACCAUCACCGCCAGUGACCUGGACUCCGAGAAGAAGGCUGCCCUCAACAGGAUCAAAAAGGUUCUGGAGGAAAUUGAGCCUUCCAAAUCGACACCCUCUUCCCAGUCUGUGGCUUCGUUUACACAGACUACAACCUCCAGUUUGGGCCCAACCCCCUCUGCCAUUGCCAGCCUGCUCCUGAGCUCCAGCACUGCCACCGCGCUCAGUUCCACUGUCACGGGCAUUACCAGUCCGUCAGCCAGCUCUAGCAGUGCAGCAACCGCCCACACAGGCACGCUGCUGAACUCUGUCAUUGCAUCUGCCUCUGCCACAGCUGCCACCACCUCUGCAGGCACAGUCACCACGCUGCCAAGCGCCCUGCCAGCUGGGAGCCAGCCCAGUCCCAAUCCACUGCUGGAUUCACUGAGGAAAAUGCAGAACACCCCAGCCACCACAACGACGGCUGCUGCUGCUGCUGCUCCUCCUGCUACAACCACAGAUUCUGCCAAGACUCUUCUGUUGUCUCUGCUCAGUACCUCUGCUGCUCCGGGAUCAACUCUAACAAGCAUUGCAACUGUCAAGCCCCAGCCUAGCACGUGUUUCCCCUCUGCGCUGGCUCCCCAGCCGGCCCCCCCGUCCAGCCAACCUGCCAGCUCCAUCCUGUCCUCUGUGUUCAGCCAGGUCCUGCCAGAGAGCAGCAGUGCAGCAGCAGGGGGCAUGACCUUUGGACUCUCAAGCAUGGGGCAUUCCACAGCGCCCUCUUCCUCCUCCACCUGUACCACCACCACAGCAGCAGCAUCCAGUAGCACUCAGGCUUUCUCUGCCUUUAAGCCUGUCUUUGGGGAUCCAGCAGCUAGUCAGCCUGCCCCAGUAUCAGCACCUGCCAGUAGCUCAGCAGCCCCAAUCUUCAAAUCAGUCUUUGGAACCGCCAGCACUGGCAGUGCUUUUGGGCAACCGUCGGCGAAGGCGUCCGCGGCAGGAAGCAGCUCUGUUUUCGGCGGACUCUCCACCACGACCGCACCGCCUCCCACUGCUGAAUUGCCAGCCAAGCCCAACUUCAGUUUUGGGGCAAACCCAGCAAGUACCGUCACCACCGGCAGCAGUAAUACAACAACCUCAGCCGGAGCCACCCAGUCCUUCCAGUUUGGCGCUGCAACCACCAUGCUUAACUCCACCGCGGGUUUUCAAUUCGGCAAGCAGCCGGCAGCAGCUAGCAGCACAGCCGCACCGGCAGUCACGGCGCCGGCACCCCAGGUGACAUUUGCCUUCGGACAAACCCUUAAUAACCAGACUGCAGCCAGUGGGGCUUUCGGUGGCUUUGGCACCGCCGCACCAGCCCCUGCCACCACAGCUGCACCGGCAAAUAAAGCCACCUUCUCCUUUGGCAAUGCAGCGCCUGUGACCUUCAGUGCGGCCACUUCCUCUGCAGGAACAGCCGCCCCCUUUGGAGGAAUGGGGGCCACCACGAACCCCACCCUGUUUGGCAGCACUUCUACUGUUCCAGCCGCUCAGCCGGCAGCAGUUGCACCCUUCCCCUUUGGGGGUAGCGCCACGGCCACUACCUUCAGCUUUGGAGGCCAGACAACCACGGCAGCCUCUACCUUUGGGACCCCCAGCAUGCCAGCAUUUGGCAACACCUCCACUGGAUUCUCAUUCGGUACCAACACCUCCUCUAGUGCGACCCCGGCUUUCGGCUCCUGUACCCAAACCACGUCCGCUAACGCGGCUGCCCCCUCUGCGUUCGGAAGCACCCUCCCCGUCGCCACUGCCGGCUUCUCCUUUGGAGCAGCAGCCCAGUCAAGCUCAGCAGCCAGCGCCUUCCCUGCCCCCUCGGCCAGGCAGAGCACAGCACCCAAGCCCAGCACUACCGGCUUCAACUUCGGCAACACGUUUGCGGCUCCUGCUCCCGCUGCCACCUCCUCCAUGGAGAGCAAGCCUGCCUUCGGAGGGUUCAACUUUGGAACUCCGAAUUUAAAUUUUGGUGCUGGAAGUGCAAGCCCUGCUUUUGGGCAGAGUACCCCCGGAGGCCCCAUCCCUUUUGGGAGCCCUGCAACCCCAGCCCCAAACUACACCGGCAUCACACCCUCCCCCUUCGGGUCCCCCACCCCUUCCUUCUCCAUCGGUGCAGGUUCCAAACCUUCUGGCAGGCAGAGGCUGAUGGCUCGGCGCCAGCACACUCGCAAGAAGUAGAGACGAGCUGAACCCUGCCUGGGUGACGGGGUUCCCUCCGCAGACGAGAGCCCCACUACCCCACCCCACCCCACCCUGGCUCUCCGUUCAGAUCACACCCUGCAGAGAGCUGGGACUCCGAUGGGACGUCAGCCCGUCUUUUAUCUUGGUUUUUUUUUUUUUUAAACUGUUCCUUGCAGUGUUUUGGGUUCUUGUGAUCUGAAGGCAACAAACAGAAAAACAAACAGCAACAGCGAAUCCCAAUUUUACUUGAAUAAACCAUCCCAAUACUGGACUCUGUACAUACCUGCUCCCUGUGGCUCUUCCUCUUUUUUUUUUUUUUUGGGUGCAGCACUGGUUCGUUUGUUACUCUUCUCACUUGCACAGGCACUUCUCUCUGCUCUUGCUGUUCGUAAUGCUUUGAUUUGUUUUCAAAUGUGUAUAAAGAUGUCGAAGCCAGAGUCCUCAGUCUUACUCUGGUUUAGGCACUGGGAUGUCGUGAGCAAGCGUUUAUGGCUGAGGAGGUAAUCUGGUUGGGGUUUGAGCUAAUGUUGUGAUCUGAUCUGGGUGCCAAAGCCUCCACGCUCUCAAUUUGUGUCUCCAGCUCAGUCUGGGAUGGGACGGCACGGCAGAGUGGUGGGCACAUCGUUAUGGGCUAUUCUGCUGGAGUCAUCGCUGCGUGUCCUUUUUAUUUUGUGAGGUAAGCAGUUGUGUAGCAAAAGUAGCCUAUUCUGUUGUGGCCAGCAGCUAUGCAAUUGUUAGCCUUUAUACAGCAUUUAAAAAACAAAACCUUGUCCUCAUUACUUUCUGUGAGUCCUGUAAUGCACUGCUUUACUGUGGUUGACUACCUCCUGUAUACCUGUAUAUUAUUUCCUAUGCCCCCUGUACGGGUGUUCCCAUGGUUUAAAUGCACAGGGAUUAUCUUUAAAGUUUCCUAUUUAAUUCCAGCACACCUGCUAAUUGAUGGAUAAAGCUGUUUUUGCUUCUGAAUUGCACCCCGAUACAGGAAAACCCCACUAAUCUGUUCCAGUGGUUUGAGGGCUGGGUUGGGGCGGCACUCUUGUGGUUUAAGCGGAUCACAGAGGAAUCGCAGUACAUCCUCGUCUAGAAUCGCUAAUUUGGCCCCCACCUGGAUUAAUAUAAGAAUGGGAUUGGGAGUCUUCGUUUUUGGUACUUCAGUGAGAGAUGCUUUUAUGUACCGCUGUGUGUUUUUAAAGGAGAUGUAGACAGUAUUUUGCAGACCAAUAAAAAGCGUUACCUGGGAAGCUGAAGUUGGCCAUGUUAAGUAAAAUGAAUUUGCUGGGAACAUUCUCAGUACGGAGUUAAUCCUGUGCCUUUAAAACUGGGAUAGCCCCUUUUUUGUCUCCCUUUUUUUUUUUUCUUAAAUUCAGUGUUUUUGUAUCAAAACACUUGAUUCUUACUACUACUUUUAAAAUGUUUGUGUUUUUUAUAUUGUUUUUGAGUCCCUCAGUGAAUUGAGUUUGGAGGAAAGUUGUGACGAAUGACGGCAUAUUGGUAGUGCCGGAUCUGAUUUUACUAAGGGCAGGGCAGGGGAGGGGAAUCUGGGAGUGAAUCUGAGAGUACGAUUAUCGGAUGAGAUUCUGUAGCUCUGGUGCUGAGUGGCAACUUUUUAUUCUCUGCAAAAAUAAAUAAUAUAUUUAAGCAGACAAAACGCGUUUGAACGAAAUGGCAACGAGGACAGGAAUUUUCUUUAUUUACAGCAAGGUGUGAUCUAUAGAAUAGAGGGAGGCUCGUCUUUCACUUUGAAUUUGACAAAUGAAUGUUGAUGGUAUUAGUCACCUGUCCCACCGUAUGUGGAACAUUUAAACUAUCUUGUGUGUUUUAUUCCUAAUAAAGUAGAAAUCGGUCUGUUGGUAUCGGUGUUCAUAUAUUUAUUCAUGGAUUUUGUUACUUUUCCAUAUUGUCCUCCCAUGGCAUCAGUGAACGAUACAGGAACAGCCUUUUUUAAAUGGUUUUUGCAUUAGACCGUGUAUUGCCUUGGGUCUGUGCUUUACGCAGUAGUUGACAGUAUUAAAUACAUUCUAGUUUUGUCUUUUUUUUUUUUUUUUUGUUAUAUAAAUGUGUUACUUUGGGUAGCUGUCAAAUAGAAGCGACCCUGCCUCGGGGUGGGCUAGCCGCCUGCUGUUAUGAAUGUGUGUGGGGGAUGAUUGACAAAACUUUCAAUUCAGGCAACAAAAACGUACAAAAAAAAAAAGAAAGCUCUAUUUUUAUAUUAAAACAGAUUGCCUUGUGGAGUUCCUUCAAGCUUGGUUCAUUGAGGGGAGAUGUUUACAGGAGCUAGAAUGAUGAUGAUUUUUAGUUUGGCAUUUUCCUUUUGGUAGUUGUGGAGUCUGUAGAUUUUUAUAUAUUUCAAUGUGAAUGAGCACAAAUGGUCUGCAGCAUUUAACUACUGGUGUCUGAGAUGAGGGCUGAGAUUCGGAAUAUGGUUUCCCCAAAAAAAUGGAUUCAGUCCCCCAGUUGGCAUCUUGAAAUGUUGGGUUCUUUUUGUUGCGAUUUCUUGUCUUUUUUUUUUUUUUUCUUUUUCCCAGAUGUGUGUAGUUUUGUAAAUAGAAAGUGUAUAAUCUGAAAGGUGACAAUGUUGUGAUGUGUGGCUGUGGUUUGUUUAAUCAGAAUGUGUAAGGGAACCAUCUUCUAAUCCAGAUAUGUUUUCACCUUGAGAGCAAGAAAAUGACUUCCUUAAACUGGUGGUUUGGUGGGAAGAUUGGAGAUUUGUUUUAUAAAUAAAUAAAUAAAAUAAAUAAAAUAAAUAAAUAAUGGAUAUGGCCCUACAUAACAAACAAUUACUAUUUGUUUUGCAAGCCCUUCCUCAGUUGCUGCCCGGGUCUGACCCAGCUGUCACAGUGGUGGUGGUUUGGAAAGCUCUCUGCUUGACACUGCGGUACUUCAUUGGUUAAAGGCUGGAUUCCCUCAGGGUGAAUGCUGUAAGGUCGUGCUGUUUCUGUUACUGACCGAACCUCUAUCUGUGUGUGUGUGUGUGUGUGUCCUUAUUCAUGUUCUUUCCUCAAAAUAAAGAUCAGUACUAUCGUUGCUGUUGGACUCUGUGGAAAUGGGGAGUGAGUGAAUGCGUGCAGACCUGGCUUGUGUAAGAUAUUCUCUUUAUCUGCUCAUUAUGUAGUCAUUACAUUGAAAUGGUUUUAAAUUAAAGGAAACAAAACUGUGA
Acipenser ruthenus (sterlet) is the source of this 6919-nucleotide messenger RNA. Its product is annotated as nuclear envelope pore membrane protein POM 121-like. The record is from RefSeq and is a predicted model, not a curated record. The coding region runs from base 85 to 3759 and encodes 1224 amino acids. NCBI's taxonomy places the organism in Eukaryota, Metazoa, Chordata, Actinopteri, Acipenseriformes, Acipenseridae. The transcript is spliced from 14 exons. Gene Ontology annotation, cellular component: nuclear pore. Gene Ontology annotation, molecular function: structural constituent of nuclear pore. Gene Ontology annotation, biological process: protein import into nucleus; carbohydrate metabolic process; RNA export from nucleus.